Aspergillus heteromorphus CBS 117.55 is the source of this 2334-nucleotide messenger RNA. RefSeq lists its product as uncharacterized. The transcript is spliced from 2 exons. The record is from RefSeq and is a predicted model, not a curated record. NCBI's taxonomy places the organism in Eukaryota, Fungi, Ascomycota, Eurotiomycetes, Eurotiales, Aspergillaceae. The coding region runs from base 1 to 2334 and encodes 777 amino acids.
AUGAACGUUGUCGCCAGUAGACCCGAGAGCGCUGCUGUACCCUACACCUCCCCCCAUCAAGCGCCAGUCGUCCAUCAUUACAAGGAUUCAGCAUAUGCCGUGACGGUGCAGCCGGUCUCAUCUCGAACGUCAUCCGUUUCUUCCUUCAAGAGCAACUACACUACCUCAACCGCCCCUACCGUUUACUCCCCCGUCUCUCCGGCAUCGCCGUACCGCGUCUUCGACUCCGCUGCCUCCUUGGAUAAAAUACUAGAGUCGGUAUUCAAGCGAAUACCGCAGGAGGUCUACGAUGUCAUCCUAGAUCAAUUGCAAGAUCUACACACAGGCCCGAACCAGACGGGGUGUUUGACAUGUUUCCAGCGCGAUUUGCAUUCUCUCUCCCUGACCUGUCGGCCGUGGGAGAAGGCAGUCCGAGCGAAGCUGUAUAACCACAUUGACAUCAUUGGAAAUGAUUCGCCCGCCCAGUUGAAGAAAUAUCGACUGAAAAGGGGAAGCCGCUUGAAGCUGCUCAGACGAACCCUCCGGGAGAGGAAAUUGCUGGCCAAUCUCGUUUUGGAGCUUCGCGUGCCCCAGAUGGACUUGCUGUUCACGACCGUGAAGCAUAGUACCCAAUGGCAGGAAUACCGAGAUCUGGUCGCCUCCGUCGUCAUGGUGUGCCCCAAUCUGGAACGAUUGCUGGGCUUGACUAUCCCGUACAACCACGAGUUCGACCGCCUCACACAUGCGUUGUCCACGCGGCGGAAGUUGAAGGAGCACACGUGGAUCUUAGGAGAGGCCCCGGCGGUUUCUGAAGGAUCCCCUCGCAGCUCAUCAUGCCCCUGGAGCUUGGGUCCAUCGCAGAUGUUCGAGUUUCUGAACUACCAUGCCUCGUGGACGAAUCUAGAAACCCUGAUGCUCUGUGGAGUCAACGAGAAUAACGCACUGGAACCGAGUAUCUUCCUUCGCAUGAUCAAUCUUUUACCCUCUUUGCGCAAUCUUUGCAUCUCCAACUUCGAUGCAGAUGCCUUCGCGGACAGUGCUCUGCUGUGCCUACCGCCCCUGGAAUCUCUUCGUCUUGAGAACCUUCCGGGUGUCACUGAUACAGGCUUAUGUCACUACACGACACGAUCGGAAUCUCGAUCGCUCAAAUCGCUGGCUCUCAUCGAACAGAACCUCGAAUCUUUGUCGACGAUCUCGAAAGUCCUCGCAUCCUUGAACCAACUAGAAAGGUUCCAGUUCGUGCAGAGCAGCAGAUGCCCCACGCUUAACGCCGAGGAGAUGGUCUUCCAGCCGCUUUUCGCCUCCUCGAGCCUCAAGUACCUCCACUGGGACGUUACCGGGCCGGACUCGGGCGCUGCGCUCAGCAGACUCGAUUAUGUUCCGUUCAUGAAGCCGCCGCGACACACGGAGUCACCGAACUCCCAUCUGGCUCAAAGUAUCCUCUCGAUCGGGUUCCCUCGUCUCGAAGCAUUACGGGCGCCCUCGGAUAUAGAACCCCCGGGGGUUCUUCAGGCCGUAUGCCAGCCGAUGCCACGUGGGCAGGCGCUAAUGAAACCGGACCGGUACAGCCUUCCUCGCAGCUCUCACGGGUCUGUCCGGACUCGACCAAUGGCUCUGCCUGCGGGUAACAACUUGACUUCCGCUCGGAUACGAGCGCAGACAUUCAUCGACAUGGCCGCAAAGGAUACGGAAACCGGGAUGAGGGUUCUCAUCACCGAUCAUUCUGAUUCAUAUGUCCCGGACAACGCUUUGGACGACGACACUUCCGAUGACGGUUCUGAUUUGGACGUGGACGAGUACGGGAUUGGCGAACAUACCAAACAAGACGUCUCCGAAGACCAGGAAGGGCCGGUCGUUGUGUACGAUUUCCGAAUGCCAGCUUACAUGGGGAGGAUAGGCUCCCGCACGAGUAAGAAGGACAUCACAAUUCCGCGAUUCAUUCUUCGUCCGGACAUCCCUGGACACGAUGGCGAUGGAGGCUUAGUUGGGUGGAAACACGUACUGGCCUCCAACCAAUCGCUCACAUAUGCCGCCGGGGUUGGGGUGAACUGCUUCGGCAACAAGGGCCACACAAAACCGGCUGCCGACGAGCCACCAUCUCCGACCUCGACUGCGACCUCCCGCUUUGGAUGGGGCAGCAUCGGCAGUCGUUCGGCACUGGGCACAAGCCCGAACACGCCCAUUACGCCAUCGACGCCGAUGAGCGUUGCCUCUUCGACGGGGCUUCCCUGGGACAGGGACACCUGCACGGGAUCAUGGAACUACAGCCACCGCAACGGUCGGGAGUGGUGGUUCCACAUGGAGCGAGACCGGCCGGAAAACGUGCAGAUUGUCGACGUGAAGCGGCUCUUCUAG